CUAAUUUCUCCACCGUUGGGGCUACCACAUAAUUUAAAAAUAGCAGCCAUUUGUCAAACUCAAUGCAGCCAUACCCAAAGUAAUUCAAGAAUCUGCUCUUGACGGGAGCUAAGAAGAAGGCUUGGCAAUAUUAUUGUUGCUAUUUGGCUCGAGUAUCAUGGGCUUGCUUGAGCAUAUAUGAUGGGAGCUGCUUAAUAGAUUUUGAGUUCUAAAGCGACAAAAUUAGGUGAAGAUAAAGAGGAAACCAUGACAGAAACUGUUGUGGCCCUUGUCGUCAACGAGUUGGUUCAAUUGAUUGUCCAUGAAUCAAAUUUGCUCAAGGGUGUACACCAGGAAGUUGUGGACAUUAAAGAUGAACUGGAGAGCAUCCAGAGUUUUCUCAAAGAUGUCGAUAAAGGAGACCUCCACGCUGGCGUCAAAAUAUGGGUAAAACAAGUGAGAGAAGCAGCUUAUCAUAUAGAAGAUGUAAUAGAUGAAUACGUUCUUCACAUGGCACAACGUCGUCAUCAGCAAAGUUUUCUUGCUUUCCUCAAUAAAAUUGGCAGAUUAUUGAAAUACAUACAGCCGCGCCAUGACAUAGCUACCAAGAUUCAAGAUAUCAAAAUAUCGGUCCGUGAAAUCAAGGAACGAAGUGAAAGAUAUGGUUUUAGUUCCUCAGCGCAAGGAUCAAGUAAUAAUGCAGCAAAUGUUGCAUGGCAUGACCCUCGAGUGGGUGCACUUUUCAUUGAAGAAGAUGAAGUUGUGGGGAUUGAGUCAACCAGGGAUGAACUCGUAAGCUGGUUGGUGGGGGAAGCAUCUAAACGCUCUGUGAUGUCGGUGGUCGGCAUGGGCGGAAUUGGUAAGACAACUCUUGCUAAGAAAGUGUACGAGAAUGAAUCAGUGAAGGGACAUUUUGACUGUCGUGUUUGGAUCACUGUGUCUCAAUCAUACAACGUGCAGAAGAUACUCAUGUCUAUGAUAGACCAAAUCUACCAAGCAAAAGAAACUGCUCUCGAGCAAAUAGACACGACAGACGAGAUCACACUCAUUACCCAGCUGAGGAAAUUUUUACAACAAAAGAGGUAUGUUGUGGUUUUUGAUGAUGUUUGGAAAACAGAGUUUUGGGAAAUUGUGAAACAUGCUUUGCCAUUCAAUGAUAGAGGCAGCAGGAUUAUCAUCACAACACGAAGUGAUCUCAUUGCUUCUUUUUGUAAGGAAUCUUUUUCUGAUCAUGUCCACAAGCUACAACCGUUAUCUCAAGACAAGGCGUGGGAAUUGUUCUGCAAAAAGGCAUUCUGGAGCGAGUUUCAGGGGUGUUGUCCGAAAGAAUUGGUGAAAAUGUCGAUGGACAUUGUGAGAAAAUGUGAAGGCCUGCCACUUGCAAUUGUUGCCAUAGGUGGUCUUCUAUCAACAAAGGAGAAGGUGCCAUUAGAAUGGAAAAAGUUGCAUGAUAGCCUCAAUUCUGAGCUAGAAUGCAAUCCUCACCUUACAAGUAUAACAAAAAUCCUCUCACUCAGCUAUCAUGAUCUGCCCUGCUACCUAAAGUCUUGUUUCUUGUACUUUGGCAAUUUACCGGAGGAUUACUCAAUCACUGGUCCAAGAUUACUUCGACUAUGGGUAGCUGAGGGGUUUAUAAGAGAAAAGAAAGGCAAACCAUUAGAAGACGUGGCGCAAGAAUACUUGAAGGAGCUCAUCCAUAGAAACUUGGUGCAAGGUUUAUUUAGUGAGCUUGAUUAUGAGAUCCUCAGAAAGUACAGAAUCCAUGAUUUGCUGCGUGAAAUUAUCCUGUCAAAGGCUGGAGAGUUGAAUUUAUCUCAAGUUCUAGAAGUCGGAGACACAACUUUCGAUGGAAGAAGUUGAUGCCUAUCAAUCCAUGAUGCUAGAGAAAAUGUUCUGGACACAAGUGAGUACUCUCGAGUUCGUUUUGUUUUUUUCUUCAAUACUAAUGAAAUGCCUAGGUCUUUCAUUGUUAAAUUGUUCAAAAGGUUUAGUCUUUUGAAAGUGUUGGAUUUUGAAGAUGGUCGUAUUGAUUAUCUUCCUGAUGAAGUGGGUGAUUUAUUCCACUUGAAGAACUUAAGUUUGAGAAGAACAAAAGUGAGUAUACUUCCAAAGUCAGUGGGUAGGCUACAUAAUCUACAAACACUAAAUGUUGUGGAAAGUGGAGUUCGUGAGCUACCAAUUGAAAUAUUCAAGCUUUAUAAGCUAAGGCAUAUUUUGGCUCAUUCUCAUGACUUUGAAAUUAAAAGUAGCUUUUAUUCUGUGAGAGGAGUAAAAGUACAUGAAGGGGUUGGAUGUUUAAACGAAUUGCAGACACUAGCAAGUAUUGAGGCAAAUCAUCAUGGGGUUGGUGUAUUUGAAGACCUUGGAAAGUUGAUUAAGUUAAGGAUGCUGGGCAUUUCAAACAUGACUGCAGAACGUGGGAGGGCUUUGUGUGACUCCAUUCAAAAUAUGGUCCACCUUAACAUUUUGCUUGUAGGCUCAAUCAGUGAAGAUGAGAUCAUAGACUUACAAUCAAUUUCAACACCACCUCCAUUUCUAGCACAUAUCUAUCUAAGGGGGAGAUUGGAGAGGGUGCCCAAUUGGAUUUCAGAGCUUCAGAAUCUUGUCACACUAGUGUUAUUUUUCUCAUCAUUAGAGGAGGAUCCACUGUCGAGUGUCCAGGCUUUGCCUAAUCUAAUCACCCUUUCUCUUAAUCAUGCUUAUGAUGGGGAGCAACUGCAUUUUGAGGAAGGUGGUUUUAAAAAGCUCAAGAAGCUCACACUCAGAGAGUUGAAAGGAUUAAAGAUGGUGGAUAUAGACAAUGGCUCACUGCCUGUUCUUGAGGAGCUAGCUAUUGGGCCAUGCCCGCAGAUGGAGGAGGUGCCCUCUGGAUUCCUACAGCUGAAAAGUCUAAAGAUUCUCGACUUCUAUGAAAUGCAUAGAGAAUUUGUGCUACGUAUGCAGCCAGAUGGAGGCGAAGAUUAUUGGAAAGUUAAGAAGGUAACUACUAUCCGUCUCAGGUAUAGGAUUAAAGGAGAAAAAUAUCAAAUAUACAAGCUUAAUGACUCAGACUUGUCGGAGCGUCUACAAGGGUGAGUGCUGGAGGAUCAAACUGCCUUGCGGUUCUGUGAAAGACAAGGAAUCAUACAACAAUAGGGGAAGUAAGAAGUAGUCAUGCAGUUGAAGGACUCUUGGAAUAAGAGGAUAUCUCCUCAGUAGAUUUCUUGAAUAAGAGGGUGUCUCCUCAGUAGUUACUAGUAAUAGUAGUUAUCAAUAUUUGUAGUAAUUCAUCUACUCUGUUCUUAUCAACAGUGUCUUGUAAUACUUACGGUUAUAAUUAUUCAAUUUUCUUUGAAUUUCC
Molecule: messenger RNA, 3319 nt
Organism: Corylus avellana
Lineage: Eukaryota; Viridiplantae; Streptophyta; Magnoliopsida; Fagales; Betulaceae
Product: disease resistance protein RPM1
Biological process (GO): defense response to other organism
Molecular function (GO): ADP binding
Source: RefSeq, a predicted model, not a curated record